CACCCAGAAACUCAAAAAGGAAAGAUGCUUUGGGCAUCUCGCUUUUCUUUUUCUUCUUCUUAUUCUCUUGAUUAUAAUGAUAAAACCAAGAAGAGAUUAUGGCCUUUUCUAGAAUGAUAAGGAAAAUUUGGCGACACUGCUUCCCUUUCAAUCAUUCUUGUUUUAAGCGCAAAGGCUUUCCCUUCUAUCAAACUUUUCUUUCUUCCACUCUUUGCUUCUAGUCCUCCUUGUUAGGAAAGAAACAUGGCUGGGGCCUUGGUGGGUGGAGCUUUUCUCUCUGCAUCCCUACAAGUGCUGUUUGACAGGAUGGCUUCUCGCGAGGUCCUAGACUUCAUUAGAGGAAGGAAACUUAAAAACGGGCUGCUGAUCAAAAACUUGGAGAUAGCUCUCUUAUCUAUUGGUGCAGUCCUGGAUGAUGCUGAGGAGAAGCAAGUUACAAACAAAAAUGUGAAAAAAUGGAUCACUGAGCUCAAAGAUGCUGUCUAUGAUGCGGAAGACUUGUUGGAAGAGAUUAGCACCGAAGCUCGUAAAAGAAGGUUUGAAGCUGAAAGUCAAACCAGUACAGCUCAGGUAUGUCGAUUCUUUUCUUCUCUGAAUCCAUUUGAUCACAAAGGGAUAGAAUCAAACCUAGAAGAGAUCAUUGAGAGGAUUGAGAUGUUGGUGAAACAAAAAUAUGACCUUGGUUUGAAAGAAGGUAGAGGAGAAAUGUCUUUCCGGAGAUCACCUGCGACUUCUUUGGUAGAUGAAUGUGAUGUUUGUGGCCGAGAUGAUGACAAAGAAGCCAUAAUGAAGUUGUUGCUGUCAGAUGAAGCAAGUGGAAAUCUGAUAGGAGUGAUUCCAAUUGUGGGAAUGGGUGGAGUUGGUAAGACCACUCUUGCAAAGUUGAUAUACAAUGACAAUAGAAUCAACCAAUGCUUUGAGCUCAAAGCAUGGGUUUGUGUUUCUGAAGAAUUCGAUGCUUUCAGGAUAACAAAAACUAUUUUUGAACAGAUUAUUUCAGGGACUUGUGAUAUCAAGGACUUAAAUCAGCUCCAACUUGUUUUGAAGGAGAAAUUGUUGGGAAAGAGAUUUCUAUUUGUUUUAGAUGAUGUCUGGAAUGAGAAAUAUGUUGAAUGGGAAGAACUUAAAAGUCCUUUCAACUCGGGGGCAAUAAGAAGCAAAAUUGUUGUAACAACACGCCAUGAAAAUGUGGCAUCAAUUAUGAGGACAGUUCCAACUCAUCAUCUUAAUCAUUUAUCAGAUGAGGAUUGUUGGCUUCUGUUUGGUAAACAUGCGUUUGGCAAUUCUGAUCCUGGGAUGCAUCCAAGACUGGAGGUUAUUGGCAAGAAAAUCGUGAAAAAAUGCAAGGGUCUGCCUCUAGCAGCAAAAACACUUGGUGGUGUGCUGCGAUCCGAGCCAGAUGUCAAGGAAUGGGAAAAGAUGUUAAAGAGUGAUAUAUGGGACUUGCCUGAUGAUGCAAGCAAUAUUCUUCCGGCAUUAAUGUUGAGUUAUCAUCAUCUUCCAUCUCAUUUGAAACGCUGCUUUGCAUACUGUUCAUUGUUCCCAAAAGAUUACAAAUUCAGAGCAGAUGAACUAAUUCGAUUGUGGAUGGCAGAAGAUCUUUUAGAGCACCCAAAAGAACACAUGAAGAUGGAAGAAGUAGGUGAUGAAUACUUCAAGAGUUUGCGGUCAAGGUCCUUUUUUCAACAGUCAAGUGGGGACAAAUCCUCUUUUGUUAUGCAUGAUCUAAUAAAUGAUUUGGCUAAAUUUGUGUCUGGAGAAUUUUUUUGCCAAUUAGAAGGUGCCAACGGUACAUCCAAAAGGACAAAACGAACUCGACAUUUGUCAAAUAUCAAAGAAGAAUAUGAUCUCUUUCAGAAAUUCGAGGCAUUAGAUGAAUCAAAGCAUCUGAGAACAUUUCUUACUUUGAGCUCAUCAUCAUGGUCAUGGUCUUCUUGUGUUACAAAUAGGCUGGUGCAUAAUUUACUGCCAAAACUAAGAAAACUGCGGGUACUCUCUUUGUCUAAAUAUGAAAAUAUCAGUAAGUUGCCAGAUGACAUUGGUGAUUUGAAGCAUUUAAGAUAUUUGGAUCUUUCGGAAACUUCAAUUGAAAGGUUGCCAGAAUCUUUGAGUUCAUUGUAUAAUUUGCAAACACUGAUACUGUUUGGGUGUGAAAAGUUGGUUGAGUUGCCUCGAAGCAUGGGAAGCCUAAUCGACUUAAUUUAUCUGGAUCUCAGGGGAACAAAACUAACAAACAUGCCAUCACAAAUGUGUAAACUAAAAGAUCUACGAAUAUUAACCAAUUUUGUUGUGGGUGAGCAAAGUGGGGCUAACAUCAAUGAAUUAGAGGAGCUUCAACAUUUGCGUGAAGGAAUUUCUAUCUCAAACCUACAAAAUGUGGUUGAUGCAGAAGAUGCCAAAGACGCUAAUUUGAAGGGUAAGGUGAAUCUUCAAGAGCUGGCCUUGGGUUGGAGUGGUCAUACUGAUAACUCAGAGCAUGAAAGACAAGUACUCAGCCAGUUGGAGCCUCAUAAGUUUUUGGAGCACCUGGUUAUUGAAUAUUAUGGAGGAACAAGAUUUCCAAAUUGGGUAGGGGAUUGUUCAUUCUCAAAUAUUUUAUCCCUGCGCUUAAGCAAUUGUGAGCAUUGCUUUUUCUUGCCACCACUUGGGCAGUUGCCAUCGCUGAAAGACCUCUCAAUUGAAGGAUUUGUUGCAAUAGUGACAGUGGGUAUUGAGUUCUUUGGGAGUGGUUUUUCUGUUGUAAAGCCAUUUGGAUCCCUUGAAAUUUUGAGGUUUAGGAACAUGCCAGAAUGGAUAGAUUGGUUUUCUUUGUCAGAAGGAGCUUUUAGUCAUCUCCAUGUACUAUACUUAAAAGAUUGUCCCAAGCUAAUCAAAGCCUUGCCUAACCACCUUCCUUCCUUAACGAAACUUGUGAUUCAAGAUUGUGGAAGGCUUGGGGGCUCACUUCCGAGAGCUCCAAGUAUCAAUGAACUGGAGUUGGUCAGUUCUGAUCUAGUGCAGCUGGAGGCACUACCUCCUGGACUACGAAAACUGAAAAUUGAAGAAUCCGAUGUUCCCGAUUACACACUUGCGCUGAUGCUGCAAAACUGCACUGGUCUUGAAGAGCUGUCUCUUUCUAAAUGUUCAUCUCUCAAGUCCCUUCCCCGAGGCUGUCUACCAGCUACAUUAAACAAGCUUAGCAUCCGUAGCUGUCCUGGCUUCGAGUUUUCUACAAUUCUCUUGUACACAUCCCUGGAGAUGUUGUCCUUAGUUGGUUCAUGUCAUUCACUCCAAUCGUUCCCAUUAGGAUCAUUCCCUAAGCUAAAUACUGUCUAUAUCUUUUAUUGCCAAGAUAUUGAUUCCUUUACUGCAUCAGAUCAAACCAAUCAGGAUCUCACAUCUCUCAAGUCUCUGCAUAUAUUUCGCUGCCCUAAUCUUUUAUCUUUUCCUCAAGGAGGAUUAUCCGCCCCGAAUUUGACAUGGCUUUGGUUCUAUGAAUGCAACAAUUUGAAGUCACUACCUGAGAAUAUGCAUUCCCUCCUCCCAUCCCUUGAAGGUUUGUGUAUAUACAAUUGUCCAGAAAUCAAGUCAUUUCCAGAAGGAGGUUUGCCAUCCAAAUUGAAAUUUCUUCGAAUCGAUGCUUGUGAUGAACUUAUAGCCAGACGAAUGGAAUGGGGUUUGCAAAGACUUCCUUCGCUUAUGAGCUUCCAUAUCAGCAGCAAUGCAGAUAUAAAGUCCUUUCCAGACGAGACUCUACUGCCUUCUUCGCUUACCUCUCUAUCAAUCUCCAUUCUUCCAAAUAUCAAAUUUUUAGACUAUAAAGGGCUUCAAAAUCUUACAUCUCUUCGUCAACUAGAUAUAUGGUACUGUCCGAAGCUCCAAUUCUUGCCAGCAGAGGGGAUCCCCUUUUCGCUUUCUUAUCUACAUAUCGUGCAUUGUCCAUUGCUAAGCCAACAUUGCCAAAAGGAGAGUGGUAAAGAUUGGCCUAGGAUUUCCCAUAUCCCUGUCAUAAAGAUUGACAACGAUGUGGUCAGCAUAGAUUGAGCUACCUCCUUUUGCCUUGUUAACCAAAUCUCAUUCAGAUUCUAGAUAGCUUAGCUUUGAAACAACCGAUCAACGGGCCCUCAAGGUGUAAGGCCCGUGUUUACCUGGACAGAUCGUCAGAAUCCUUGCAUUGCUCUGACUUUUGGGGCUGGGAUUUCUCUGCUCUAUUCGGUGCU
This is a messenger RNA of Theobroma umbraticum, 4199 nucleotides long. Lineage: Eukaryota; Viridiplantae; Streptophyta; Magnoliopsida; Malvales; Malvaceae. The record is from RefSeq and is a predicted model, not a curated record.